Rotaria sp. Silwood2 is the source of this 3897-nucleotide messenger RNA. NCBI's taxonomy places the organism in Eukaryota, Metazoa, Rotifera, Eurotatoria, Philodinida, Philodinidae. The record is from the annotation of a GenBank genome assembly.
AUGAUCGAUUUUUUCAAUGUAAAUCAUCCAAAUUUCACUUUCGAAGAAUUACAUCGUUUGAGCGUCACUUCACAUGAAAUUCUUUUAUGGUCAUCGUCGAUCGAUCUUGCUGAACGAUAUCAAUAUUAUAUUGAUCAACCGACUAAAUCUAAUCGAUUGAAUAAACAAUUCUUCAAUUGUACAUCACCAUGGUUCGGAUCUUAUUGUCAAUAUUCAUUAGAAUUAGUGUCGAAUUUCUCUGAAGCGACAUUAAAUGUUCAGCGAAAAUCUCACAUGACCGAUGCUAUCACUCAUCAGACAUGCUACAAUCUAUUAGAAUGUGAUCGCGGUGCUCCAUCAAUGUGUCUCGACUGGCGUGAAAUAUGUGAUGGCCGAAUUGAUUGCUUCAAUGAUGGUGUUGAUGAAAGCCAAUGUUUCGAGUUAGAAAUUAAUGAAUGUAAUGAAAACGAAUAUCGAUGUCAUAAUGGAUUAUGCAUUCCGAAAAGGUUUUGGGAUGACGAAUACUUUGAGGCCGAAUGCCUUGAUAAAUCGGAUUUAUUGGAAACACCUGAGUGUCCUGAUACGUAUCUCCAAGUUAAUAUGUUUGCCUGUGCGGAGAAUGCAUGUCGACCCGAUGAAGGUCGGUUUCCAUGCGGCGAUGGACAAUGUGUAGAAGAUUUCGGUAAAUGUCGCAAUGGACGGCAUCUCCUGUUGGCCCAAUCACUCAGUGUUCAAGGAAAUCUAUCAUAUGAUUGUUGGAUAGCUAUGAUUUGUCUCAGUAAAAUCAUCGAUCACGUCAACGAAGUAUCAUGUGAUCAGUUCGUUAACCUUUCUCAAAUUCUUCCUCGACUAGAAACUUGUGAAUAUCUUAUUCAAUUUCCAACUGUUCCUGUGCUCCUAGGUCAUGUACGCUUUUUAUAUCAUCCGAAACAGGAUUGCAAUACCAGUAUCGAAUUAGCUCUCUUACCAGAUUAUGUUUGUUAUGAUGAACAAUUAUGCGAUUAUCUCACGCCUACAUUUCAUCAUGGAAAUUUGACUUGUCGAUAUGGUGAUGAAAUCGGACUUGGACCAGAUAUUAAGGUGAGCGAUUGGAAAUCGAUCAUCGAUUUAGUCAAACCUCAUUUUCAUGGUUGCAUCACUCGACAUUACCACGAUGUUGCCAUUCAAGUUGGUGAUGGAAUUGUCGAUUGUCUCGGAGCAGCCGAUGAACUUGAAUAUUGCCGACAGAAAUAUAGUUAUGAGCACACUUACGGAUUUUAUUGUCGGAAUGACACAAGAUGUAUCGAGCACGACAAACUAUGUGAUGGUGUUGAAGAUUGCCUAUUGGGUGAUGAUGAACAAAUUUGUGAAAAUCGUUCACGACUAUGCGAACAAUCAAACUUCGAUAAUGUUACCUAUGUAGAGUAUGUCUUAUGUCGAAUUGGUUUUAUACACAGGCCUACUUUUUCAUUAAAAACUGUAUCAAUUUAUCCACCAUCAUCAACUAUUCGAAUUGGUACUGUCAAUAAUCAAUGGAAUGAGCGAUACAUAAAUUCUUCAUUUGAUGAUUUCGUAAAACCCGUGAUUUGUAAUUAUGGUCUCCACGUUUAUCAUUGGCUUGGACCUGAAAAUACUAGUGAUAUAUGUUUUUGUCCACCGAAUUAUUAUGGCGAUCGGUGUCAAUAUCAAAAUCAGCGUGUCAGUUUAACUAUCACAAUGGGACUUGUUCAGCAACAAAGAAUCUAUGCGAUUGUUGUUACUUUAAUCGAAGAUGACGACAAUCGACAAGAAAUUCACUCAUAUCAUCAAUUGACACAAGAGUCGAUAUCUAGAUGCGGUCGACCAUUCAAUAUUUAUCUUUUGUAUUCGGUUCGACCGAAGAACAAUUCAAAGAAAUACAACAUCCGCAUCGAUGCAUUCGAUAAGAGUUCAUUGAUCUAUCUAGCGAGUUGGCGUUUAAAAAUUCCAUUUGCGUUUUUGCCGGUCAAUCGAUUGGCUAUUUUUCUGACUCUACCAGCUCAUCGAACAUUGCGUUCUGGUCACUGUCCUCUUCCAUGUUACAAAGGUACUUGUAUGAAAUAUCUUAAUGAAGAGCGAUAUUUUUGUCGAUGCUAUUCCGGUUGGUCUGGCGCACAAUGCCACAUUCAGAUCGAUUGCAGCAGUUGUUCCUCGCAUUCGAUUUGUGUUGGUCCAAUUCAAAAUCGACCCAUCUGUGUUUGUCCUGUCGGCAAGUUUGGUUCACGUUGUCUGCUCAAACAAUUAUGUCCAAUAAAUUUUUGUCAAAAUAAUGGUCAAUGCGUUGUUAUUGAUGAUAGAAUGCUUGAAGAUAGCUUUGUAUGCAUUUGUCCUGAAGCUUUUACCGGCAUCAGAUGUGAAGAAAUCACACCAAAAAUAGUAGUUUUCUUUCAAAAUAUAGACGUCCCGUCGUAUCUAGUCGCCUAUAUCUAUUCUGGCAUUAAUUAUGGACAACCGGUACCGGCAUUUGUCAUACUUCAGAAAGUGAAGAUGUUUCAGUACAUUGUAACGUUUUAUCCUUUUUAUUCAUUUUAUAUGGUUGUUCUUAAGAUCGAUGUUAGUUAUUAUUUGGCUGUUCUUCAACAAAUCGCAUCAGAGAACAUAUCGACAUCAGUCGGUGCUACUCAACGAUGUGUUCCGUUUCAGGAACUGUUCAGCUCUGAAUUACUUGCACUGCCACGGAUUCAUCGAUUAAAAAGUUAUCAUGUUCCAUGUCAAAAUAAUGUUGAUUUACAAUGCUUUAUCGAUGAAUCUUACAUGUGUCUAUGCACUGUAGAACGUCACAGCAACUGUUUUUUAUUCGAUUUUAAUAUGACUAUGGUGUGUCCAGACGAUGUUUAUUGUGAGAACGGUGGAAUAUGUUUGCAAGAUCGACCGCCAUGUCCACGCAGUAUUCUAUGCGUAUGUACCGAUUGUUUCUUUGGUGAUCGUUGUCAAUUUUAUGCCAAAGGUAUUGGAUUGACAUUGGAUGAUAUGUUGCGUUAUGUAAUUCGACCUAAUCUAGCCCUCAAUGAACAAUCGAUCGUCAUUAAAUUGAGUGCAGCUUUCACUAUGAUCAUAUUAGUAGCCGGCUUGUUGAAUAGUCUUCUCUCUUAUUUGGUAUUUCAUCAUAAGAAUUCUCGCCAAGUUGGUUCUGGAAUGUAUCUUCAUCUAUCAGCGGUCGUUUCGGGUCUUGUUGCUAGUCUGUUGACAAUGAAAUUCUGGUUCGUGGUCUUUACACAUAUUGAUCAAUCGACUAAUCGUGGUAUUCUUCAUGGAGGAUGUGUAUUCCUUGAGAUAGUCCUCAAAUUUUUCUUACAUAUGAGCAAUUGGCUCAACGCUUGUGUAGCCAUUGAACGAGUGAUAGCAGUUUUUAAAGGAAUUCAUUUUAAUAAGAAACAGAGCAAAUGUAUUGCACGAUGGACACUUCGGGUUUUACCAUUUUUCAUUUUGGGUACGUUGAGUCACGAGUUCGUCUAUCGUGGUUUGUUCGAUGAUUACGAGGAGCAACGUGUUUGGUGUGUAUUUCGUUAUUCUCAAUCGAUCGAAAAAUAUAGUACAGCCAUUCAACUUUCUCAUUUUAUCGCUCCAUUUUUGAUUAAUCUAUUUUCUGCUCUUUUCAUCAUAUUCAACAUGACUCGUCAGCAAGCGAUAAUUCAAACUUGUCACAGUUAUGAACAGCACCUUCUUGCACAAUUCAAUGAACACAAACAACUUAUUGUCAGUUCCAUUGUGUUAGUCAUUCUGUCAUUACCUCGACUUAUAAUCUCAUUAUUUUCAGGAUGUGUGAAAGUAUCUCGAAAUCCCUGGCUGUAUUUGUCAGGCUAUUUUAUUUCAUUUAUUCCAUCGGCUUUUCUAUUUGUCAUAUUUGUUCUUCCAUCGACGUUAUACAAGAAACAAUUCCGAGAGUCGAUCAACAGUUGGAAACGACUAUUUUUUCGUUAA